CUUCCCUUCAGACCCCUUCAAGCAGUAAAAUAAGUGCCUGGCCGGAGCAUGCCAUCCGCACAUUGUAUAGGGCUCAAAGGUGUUUCCGCGUCGCCCUGAUGGCAAGCCAAAUACCCUUCGGUAUUCCCGGUGAUAAUACUGCAUGCCGUCAAUGCAAGUUCGUAGUCCAAGCUUGUGCAGUCGCCGUCUACGGCCGGCAGGCCCAAAGAGACGGCCCGGUCAAGCUGUAGGCUGGAUGUCGAAUGCGGACAAUCGGUAUGCCAUUCACCAGAGGCGCUGGCAAGAGUCGGCAGGUAGGAAGAAGUGGGUAGAUAGUCGGAAGGUCAAGGGUACGAUGGGUUUGGUGGCGUGGGACGGUUGGUCGCUUGGCAGCGGUCGGGUGCAAGUGUCUAAUUACCAGAGCAACCGAACGCGGGUGCUUUCCAACCCGACGCCUGCAGCAAGCACCGCCACACACAAAGCCACAACGACGUCAUCCGUCACCCUCGUCUGGCUGGUUAUUGUGGCUAAGAAUUACAUGUAA
Messenger RNA from Pyricularia oryzae 70-15, 523 nucleotides. RefSeq lists its product as uncharacterized. The transcript is spliced from 3 exons. The record is from RefSeq and is a predicted model, not a curated record. Lineage: Eukaryota; Fungi; Ascomycota; Sordariomycetes; Magnaporthales; Pyriculariaceae. The coding region runs from base 143 to 523 and encodes 126 amino acids.